Messenger RNA from Drosophila teissieri, 855 nucleotides. Its product is annotated as clumping factor B. The record is from RefSeq and is a predicted model, not a curated record. The transcript has 2 exons. NCBI's taxonomy places the organism in Eukaryota, Metazoa, Arthropoda, Insecta, Diptera, Drosophilidae. The coding region runs from base 166 to 732 and encodes 188 amino acids.
GUUACUUGUCAAUUAGAUGUUAUCGAGAGUGCCCUACUAAUUUCUUCAUUCUAAACCCGAUUGUCAUGAGCGGACAGUUUGUGUUCGCUUACUUUAUUUUCUGGAUUGCCGUGAAUUUUCUGGGCUUCGUUAUUGUGCUAAACUAUUUUGCAAUUCUCGUGAAAGAUGAAUAAUAUGCCAAGUCGUACCAAUAAGGAUUCGGACCCCACUGAGGACUCUGACUCGAAGAAGAGUUUGCAAGCGGAUUCCGAUUCAUCAGAAGAGUCGCAAGAUGAUUUUGAUGGUUCAGACAAGGACAAUGAUGCAUCACAAUACGAGGAAACUGACACAUCACAAUACGAGGAAACUGACACAUCACCAUACGAGGAAUCUGGCACAUCAUCAGAUUCUUCACAGGAUUCGCAAUCUCUAGAAUUACCAACAGCCCUAUUGGAGGUGGAUCACGAUGAGGAGGAAGGGGACAAGGACACAUCAUCUGACUCAUCAGAUUCCUCACAGGAUUCGCCAAAUCUAGAAAUCCCAAAAGCCCUAUUGGAGGUGGAUCCAAAUGAUCAGGAGUCGGUUGUCAAAGCAAUCGGACUUUUAAUCACGAUGAUCAACUCCCAACUGAAUACCAUCAAGUCGAAAGUACUCCCGAAAUCACCAUUGGACUUUAUUGGUGACAGUCGUCAGAAGAAGCUCUGGAGGAUGCGUAGACGCGAUAGAGCCCAGUAUAAGGAUGGCUCCGAAUAGAUUGACCAAUGUUCCUAUUCCAUUUUGCUGAAAUAUUUCUUGUAUCAUGCAUUUCAUAAUGUUCAAUUUAUAGAGUAAUUAUAAUUUGAAAGGGACGCUAUUUCUGGCCUCUCUUUUCUCCCA